AUGCCCUCAACAUCGACCAUCAGAACUAUCCUACCAACCACGCGAGCCAUCAAGCAAACCCAACAGGCUAAGCUCAGAUCAUUUGCAACAGUCACGAACUCGGUCCCAACUAACCCUUCCGGUCGCUCUCAUGGAGGCUUGAAAGACCAAGACAGGAUCUUCCAGAAUGCAUACAUGAAACACGACCAUCUCCUUAAGGGUGCUCAAGCCCGAGGAGACUGGCAUAAGACCAAAGACAUCAUCCUCAAGGGCCACGAAUACAUCAUCAAAGAGAUCAAAGAGUCUGGCCUACGGGGACGAGGAGGUGCGGGAUUCCCAUCGGGCCUGAAAUGGUCAUUCAUGAACAAGCCUGGUUUCGAGAAAGACCCUCGUCCGAGAUAUCUCGUCGUCAAUGCUGACGAGGGCGAACCCGGAACCUGUAAAGAUCGCGAAAUCAUGCGCGGCGAUCCUCAUAAAUUGGUCGAAGGCUGUCUCGUUGCCGGUCGGGCCAUGAAUGCAUCUGCUGCUUACAUUUACAUUCGAGGUGAAUUUAUCAUGGAAGCCCACCAUCUACAAGCGGCGAUAGAUGAAGCGUACAAAGCGGGCCUCAUCGGCAAGAAUGCCUGUAACUCAGGCUACGAUUUCGAUGUGUAUCUGCACCGAGGAGCGGGAGCUUACAUUUGUGGAGAAGAGACGGCAUUGAUCGAGUCGCUGGAGGGCAAGCAAGGCAAGCCGCGAUUGAAACCGCCGUUCCCGGCUGACGUGGGCCUGUUUGGAUGUCCAACGACGGUGGCCAACGUCGAAACCGUUGCGGUCGCUCCGACGAUUAUCCGCAGAGGCGCUUCGUGGUUCAACUCCUUCGGGCGAGAACGCAAUAGUGGCACCAAGCUCUUCUGUAUCUCCGGUCAUGUCAACAACCCGUGCGUCGUCGAAGAGGAAAUGUCAAUCCCCUUGAGAGACUUGAUUGACAAGCACUGCGGCGGCGUAAUCGGUGGAUGGGACAAUCUGCUGGGAAUCGUUCCUGGUGGCUCAUCUGUACCAGUAUUGACUAAACCUGAAUGUGAAGAAGCUUUGAUGGACUUCGAUUCGUUGAAAGAUCUCCAUUCGGGAUUGGGAACAGGCGCGGUGAUUGUGAUGAACAAAUCGACCGACAUCGUAGCAGCCAUUGCCCGAUUUGCAAAAUUCUACAAGCAUGAGAGUUGUGGACAAUGCACUCCGUGCAGAGAAGGCACUACAUGGAUGGAGAAAAUGAUGGACCGAUUUGUUGUCGGCCGGGCCCAUGAGCGGGAGAUUGACAUGUUGUGGGAACUGACUCGGCAGAUCGAGAACCACACCAUCUGUGCCCUGGGUGAUGCAGCAGCUUGGCCAAUCCAAGGAUUGUUACGGAAGUUCAAACCGGAAAUUGAGGCGAGAAUCCAGGACUUCCGAGCCAAGAAUGGGCCAGUGCUUCUGGGUGGAAGAUUACAAUCCGAGGUGCCGUUGAAUGAAAUUAUUCCUGAUUCGUUCUCAGCUGGCUUCGACCGUGAGAACAAGUCUCUAACGUCCUCCUAG
Messenger RNA from Puccinia triticina, 1530 nucleotides. RefSeq lists its product as uncharacterized. The transcript is spliced from 6 exons. Bases 1 to 1530 code for a protein of 509 amino acids. The record is from RefSeq and is a predicted model, not a curated record. Gene Ontology annotation, molecular function: NAD binding; FMN binding; NADH dehydrogenase (ubiquinone) activity. NCBI's taxonomy places the organism in Eukaryota, Fungi, Basidiomycota, Pucciniomycetes, Pucciniales, Pucciniaceae.